UUAAACUGUAAAUCCAAAAACCUUACUUACUUUAUUGAAUGUAAAAAAUGCGGCAAACAAUACAUUGGGGAAACCAAGCGUCAUCUCCACAAACGUUUUGGGGAGCAUAGCCGCUCCAUCUUCGACUAUAGCCACUUUUCUAAUUCUACUCCUGUCUUUGAACAUUUUAAUCAGGCCGAUCACUCUAUCAACGACGUCCUUCUUAUUCUCCUAGAACUAAUCCGCAGCAACUGUGACUCUGUCAGAAAGGCACGCGAGGCUCACCUCAUCCACAAAGCUAUGACAUUAGAACCCUGUGGUAUAAAUAGACAUUAG
Messenger RNA from Porites lobata, 315 nucleotides. NCBI's taxonomy places the organism in Eukaryota, Metazoa, Cnidaria, Anthozoa, Scleractinia, Poritidae. The record is from the annotation of a GenBank genome assembly.